Messenger RNA from Hibiscus syriacus, 1485 nucleotides. RefSeq names its product bifunctional nuclease 1-like. The record is from RefSeq and is a predicted model, not a curated record. Gene Ontology annotation, cellular component: VCB complex; nucleus. Gene Ontology annotation, biological process: protein ubiquitination. The transcript has 11 exons. The coding region runs from base 324 to 1367 and encodes 347 amino acids. Gene Ontology annotation, molecular function: nuclease activity. Lineage: Eukaryota; Viridiplantae; Streptophyta; Magnoliopsida; Malvales; Malvaceae.
CUUCUCUGAUUUGCUUGCUCUCCAUUUUUCGAAGCUCUGUCUCUGUUUUCUUUUCCUUCUCAGUUCUCCCACCCCUUAAAUCAAUUUGAAUUUUGAUAUUCCAAAAGGCUUCUUCAUAUUACAAGCUUUGUUGUAAUUUACAAAGAUCCGUAAUUCUCUAGACUGAUCGCUGUUCAAAAUCGAUCAUUUGAUUAUUCAUCUGUAUAGUAAUAGUUCAAGUUUUGAUUUUUUUUUUAAAAAAAAACUGAAUUGAUGCUUUAAUUCUUAUAAUUGGACCACCCGCCGUCUUCAAAUAUGUACAUAUCUUCUGAUCUCGUUUUCGGAUGGUUUUAGUUCAUAAAUUGGGUGGAACGGUGAUAGAAGAGGUGAAGAUGGGUUCUUUGCAAGGACCGGUUAUUUACCCUGCCGUUCGUAGCAAGCAAGUCGGUGUCUAUACGUUGCCGUUUAAUGGGCCUUCUCCGAGGGCAAGAUUGCAUGGAAGUGAUUUAUGGGGUUAUGGAGGGAUAACUGAUAGAAAGUGUAAGCCGCGUGGCGUUUCCGGUCACCUGAAGCUACGGAAGUACAACACCACGGUGCAGUGUAUUUUCAGUUCAUCCUCAGAUGGGAAUGGAAGCAUGGCUGAGAAUUUCAAUGAAAACAAUGAAGAUUAUGUUAAUUCCAGUGUGGUUGAGGCUGUUGAGGUGAAGAGUGGAGCUGAUGGAUUUAUGAUCAAAAUGAGGGAUGGUAGUCAUUUAAGGUGUGCCCCUAACAAUCCCCAAGGUGGGCAUAUACCGGAUUAUGAACCACAUCCUGCCAUCGUUCUGAAGAUGGAAGACGGGACGGGUCUUCUUCUCCCAAUCAUUGUUUUGGAAAUGCCAAAUGCGCUGCUCAUGGCAGCAGUGCGUAAUGUUCAAAUCGCUAGACCUACUGUGUAUCAAGUAGUAAAGAACAUGAUUGACAAGAUGGGCUACUCGGUAAAACUUGUCAGAGUUACUAAGAGAGUGCACGAGGCCUAUUUUGCACAGUUGUAUCUGACCAAGGUGGGUGAUGAGACAGAGUCGGUCACUUUUGAUCUUCGGCCUUCUGAUGCCAUCAAUAUUGCUGUGAGAUGCAAGGUACCUAUACAAGUUAACAAGUACUUGGCGUACAAUGAUGGUAUGCGCGCAAUUGAAGCAGAGAAGCUGUCGAUGCGGUCUCCAGCUUCGGGUGGCUUAUUAUUCACCGAACUGGAUCGGCCAAGUGGUCAGUAUUGUCUCGAUACAGAGGAGUUCAACAUUGUCUCCGACUUAAACAGGGCUGUUAAUCAGGAGCGCUACAAGGAUGCUGCUGACUUGAGAGACAAACUUGGCGAGUUUCGUGCUCAAAGGAACUUGAAGAAGUAUACAUAACAGUUGUUGCAUUGACGCCUCAAAAUGUAAAUAGGAAUUAUUGUCGGAAGCUGAUAAACUUGAUGGUGAUUCAGUUAUAUUUAUGGUAUCUUCUGCUAAAUAUGUAUGUAUGUGAAUG